AUGUCGCAGUUCUUUUUGAACCAUGAAAGCUCUGACGAAGAGUGUGCAAUGUCACCGAAGAAAACAUUGUGUCUGAAAGUGGAUGCUUGUGUGCCACCUGUCGCUACCUCUGUUCCUGGAGCAUCUGUCACCCCCUCUGUUCCUGAGCCCAAAGAUGUGAUUGUCACUCCAGAGCCCAGAGGACAUGGUGCACAUGCUGGUAGCAGUGGUGACAAGCCAGAAGCCCCACAGAAGAGGAGAGCAGACAAUCAAGAUGUUUGUCUCGAGCUCUUCCCUGCAGGUGGUAGCCCAGAUGCUAAGAAGCCUGCUGGAGAUGCAGAGGCACCAAAAGACAUGAAGAAGCCAGCAGCUGUGCCCAAGUCCAAAGUGAGGGCAGGCAAAAAGAUCAAGCUCCCUCCUGAUGAAGAUAAGCAAUCUAAGCCUCGUGGUGCAGACAAGGGCCAACGAGCUACACGGGGUGAUGCUUUGACAUUUGCUGGGCAUCGACCGCCAGCUGAUCCUGAUCUCAGGGAACAGUUCUUGUGUAUUCGCAAAGAGUACAUGGAUCAGAAGGCUGCUUACAAGGCAGACAAGAAGGGCAAGAAAAAGUCAGAUUCAGUGAGAAAUUGGACGCCUCAUGCCACACAGUUGGAGUACCUGCAGUUUAUGAAGAUUCAGAUGGCCAAGCUCAAGGAGACAGCUGCCACUACGCAAGAGAAGUUCACAAGUGCAUCUGAGGCAUGGAAGGAUCACUGCAUUGAGAAGGGCUACUUGAAGUCAGUGCCUGUCGAUGACAAUGCUGGUGAACUUGCUCCUGACAUCAAUUUGGAUGAUGAUGAUGGAGCUGAGAUGAAAGAGGCUGAGAGAUCAGUGGCUGAGGAGAUGAAUUGUGCUGAGAUGAGCGAGGAGCACUUAGACGGCAGCACCUGA
Molecule: messenger RNA, 909 nt
Organism: Cladocopium goreaui
Lineage: Eukaryota; Dinophyceae; Suessiales; Symbiodiniaceae
Source: the annotation of a GenBank genome assembly